UCGAGAAUUACUCGGAGCACGUUCGUCUCCGUCGACGCGUACGUACACGGGAUAGAUAAUUCGCUUUAAAAUUCUGAUUCGAAUAGAAAUCUGAAGAGCUUGUACGGAUUCGUGAUACGUAUAUUCCGCGGAAGGGUCGAGCCAGUCCAACAUCGGUAGGUGGUGAAACCAGGGGGAUAUCGAUGAGUUCUAAUGUCAUUAGAACACUCGUACGGCUUCUGAGCCGCCCAAAUACCACCUGGAUACCCUAAACACCCUGAAACUGCUGAACUGGUUCUCCGUUUCACGACGAAGUCUCAACCAGGUCAAACGCGAGAAAGAAAAACUAUUCGCGAUUCGUUUUUAAAAAUUAGCUCGAAAGCGAUUCACGGAGGCUGUCACCUUUUAUUUUAAAAGCGGAAAUAAUAUCGUCCCGCGCGGUCCAAUAUUCUCCGGGCUGACGGUUGCUCUAUUUUCCCCGGUUACAUCAAGGUGCAGCAACCGUGCACUCGAUAUAUUUAUUCGUAGAGCAAAGGAGAGGGUACCUGUACGCUCACGGGGUGAGUCAGCCCGUAUAUAUUUCGGCGGGUCGAGUGGUUCUCGUCAAAAGGAAGUGUUUCCCGCUGAGUCAACUACGAAAUCCCGAAACUGCAUGCACCGGGUGUCUUUCGCAACCGUGGCCCCUCCCUCCUGAUCCGUUUAAAGAUAUCAUUCGUUUUUAUUCGACACGAAAAUUCUGUUUCACUUUACAACGUUUAAACAUCUUAUCUGGCUUGCAAACACAUAAAUAAGAGGUACUUCUCGGACAAAAAGGGUGGUUUCUCUCUCGAAAUAGCACCAAAUAUAGCAAUAUUUUUAUGACGAUCCGAUAAAUAUUUGCACAGAGUUUCGUCGAUAUCGGUGUAUACCACUUUCCUGGUUAGAUUAAAUAGCCUCUGAUAGUGGUCAAAGAGUGUAAUAAAGUGUCUUUACUUUAAAAAAAAAGGCACGAAAAUAGCGCCAAUGAAAUACCACAAUAUUAUUCUUAGACUGAUCGGAUAAAUAUUUGCAAAUCUUCCCAAAUUUUCUUGGUUAGAUUAAAUAAAUUCACUUCCGUAAACAAAGAAAUAAAUGGCCGCUGAUACUAGUUAAAGAAUGCAAUAAAGUCUUCAUUUCAUUUUCAUUUUGAUAUAAAGAAUUGCUUAUCGACUUUGAAUUGAAAAAAAGGGUAUCGUAAUUCCGGUCGAUCGUGAAAAAUGGAGGCGCGCGAAAGUUGUGACCCGGGCGUUAAACUCACCGUGAACCUUUUAGGACUCCGUGUUUCGUCUGCGGCGUCCCCGUAUGUAUUUCGAACGCGAUCACGUCGCGAUAACGAUAAAGAGUUAACCGAUGAUCCCCGCGUCGUCUGUCGGGAGGAUUAACGAGUUUUGGUAGAUAAUAGGGAAAAUAUAGAGCAUAACGUUCGGUGUACUACCGGUAGAGCCGGACGCCAAAAGCUCGCUCCGGGACGAUCUAUUCAUAGCGAGGAGUGUACCAAAACAGGGACAGGACCGAUUUCUGUCAUCACUCGACGACACUACUGUACCUCAAGCCACUUUAUAGACCGGUCGUAAAACUUGGAGAAGCAUUGCUAGCGUUCCUGCGGCGAAUUCGGAGUCAACAUUUUCAUCGUAGAAUUUUUAUUUCGUGGUUCCACUCCCCCCCCCGGACACGCUCCUCCGUUAUCCAUCGACGCCGCACCGUCUGAAACUACUUUAUAGAUCGCUCGUAAAGCUCUAGGACCCCUUGCACACGUUCCUACGAACAUUCUCGACUUGGAAAUUUACAUCGCGAGCGGCUCGUGCUGCGAAGUCGCGCUGGAGGCAUAGUAAUCAGGACUUUUUUACCUUUUAGUCGUUCAACGACUUCGUUUACCGGAUAAACGUACGCGAACGGAGUGUACCUAUCGAGGCGAGGUUCGGCGAUUAAAAGGUUUUAACAGGUUUUCCCAUAAGAUCGCGUUUAAAUUAGUUUUUUACGUCUGAUUGUUGUGGGACGACUCGAUAUAUGGAUAACAUUGGUCGUUCGCGCCUGGAUUGAUAUUUUCACCGCGUUUGAUUGGAACACACAGAGGCGUUAAUAGUAGAAAAAUGUAUGAGCCUAUCGGCGUUCCAGUCGUCGGGGAUAUCGCUCGGAGAAACGCCUAACAGAAGUUAAAAAUACGCUUAUGUACACACACGCUCGGUAUUUUCUUUUCUGUUUUUCACGCGAGGAAACGAUUUAAGAGCUGCAGGCGGCAUAGCGCUUCUCUCGGCCAGGGUUAUUUUAAACAUUUGUUAGCCACGAGCGAUCGCGCCGCGGAUUCGUAGUCACCGCUAAGAGCCGGGGUCCGUUUUGCAUGCCCGCAUAGAUCGAAAGCGACUGUUCGCGCGGAAAGAUUCAGCGUCCCGAUAAAAUCGUAGGAAGAUACAGUUUCUCGUCACGACGCUACCUGAGCCCCGGUGUCCACGGUGCGACUGUCCGAGGAUCCAGGCGCGCCAUAAUGGCGGAGGUGGCGACGAAGAAAUCGAUCAACGUCGUAAGUAGCAAGAAGAGCGAGGUGUGCGGUGUGCAAUCUAACAACGGUUUGCUAGAUUUGGAUAACAUAACCGCGAGUAACAACCAAUUAAUCACGUUGUGCGACACCAACGACGACGAGGACGACCUAAUUCUGACUAACAACACGCGCAACGAGCUAGACAGCGACGACAAGAGCCUGCAGGAGCUGAUCGAGAGCGAGCUGGCGCUGAGGAUCUGCUCCAGCAACGAGGAGGACGCGUCGGUGGACGCGGACGACCGGCAGGAGACGUCGAACGAGCCGGAAACGGUGAAGAGGAUCGUGCUGGACAGGCGACAGGACACCGUGGACGCGAACACGGAGUUCAUCGUCGCGGAGACCGAGCACUGUUCGCUGAUCGAGGAGCCGUACAGUUAUCAGAACGGUCACGUGUCACCCGACACCAAGAUCUCGGGUUCCGUGUACGAGGAGAACGCGAAGCCGGAGCCGAUCGCGGUAGGCUUCCGGGACGAGGAGGAGCAGGUAUUCGACGAGCAACCGGAAGUUAGCGACGCGAUCGUCGUUCAGAAAACAACGACCGACGAGAUCGAUCCGUCGACGCGCGACACCGCGGACGAUGGCGGCUCGUUCCCGCGAAACGAGGACGACCAAGACCCGUGCCCGACUUACCCUGUCCUUCGGACGACAGAGGCCGCGGAGAAACCGCCGGAAGCGGUGGACAUGACCAACGAGUCCUUCGAGCCGGGACGCGAGUCCCUCGCUGAACAGAUCACCGCCACGCCCGUCGACAAGUACCAGGACGAGGAAGAGGUUCAGUCGAAGCUGGUGGAGUUCGCGGAGACGGACAUCGUGCAGGCAGACUCUGUCCCCGUAGACGACGAGGAACCGCCGCGAUUGAUCGACGACUUGGACGUCUGGAUGACCGCCAAACAGUCUGACCGGUGUUUCUACAACCUCGACGAAACACUGUGCCAGCCUAACCUCGAAAAGCCCAGCGACCCCUUCGAGACCGUAAUGGCGGAGUCCGGGAAGGAGCAGGACGUGGACGGUAACGAGUUUCCGGCGGAGGAGGAGUGCAAGGUAUCCUUGGACGACAAGUCCUCCAGCUCGAUCGACGAGAAGAUUCCGGAGGACCUCGAGGAGUGCCCGAUGCCCGGGAAGCCCGUCGAGGAAGAGGAAGAAGAGACUCGCGGCUCGCCGAUCGUCCAAUCGAGGAGCUUCGAUGAUGGCACGCUGAGCCAAUCGGAGGCGUCCACCGACGCCGCCAGCACUCAGGAGUUCAUAGACAUGGAACGACGCGUGCUGAGCGAGGAAUGCGCCGAGGACCAGCAGUCGAGCGACGCCGUCGAGCCUCGGACGAGGAACUCUCUUGGCGACGACGAGGAUGUCGACGCCAAGGAGGAGGAAAUGAAAGAGGAAACGAACGAGAACGCGGACGAGCAGAACGCGAUCGCCGAGUCGUCCAGCGAGCUGUCCGUGUCCGAGGCGACGUUCAUCGAGAAGACCGAGGUGGUGAUAUCCGAGAGCAGCGUGACCAUUUUCUCGGAGACCAAGUGCCUCGAGGCAGGAAACGACUCGGAACCGGCGCUCGAGGACCACCAGGAGAACCUCGAAUCGCCUCCACGCGCCCCGCUUGCCACCCCCGACGACGAGGCCAGCGACUCUUCCAACUCCUGCGACAGUGAGAGCCGCGAGGAGACGAUCACAACGACGGCGUCGGUGGUCACCUCGUCGAGCGCGAAGGGUGGAAGCAAGACGAAGAAGAAGAAGAUCGAGGGCGUUGCCGGGAACGAUGCCUCGCCGAACCUUACCCCGCGUACAAAGAAGACCAAGAAGAGCAAGAAAAGCGAGCUCGAGAAGGAGAACAUUUCCGUGAACUCUAACUUGCGAGAGCCGAGCAUGCACACCGGUUCCCGGCAAAUGCAUCCGGAAACGCACGAUUUCUCGAACGAGGACGAUCUGUCGAACGUGAACGUCAAGUCUCUGACACAGACAUAUGUAUCGGAGGCGACUCGACACGAGCAGGAUCGAUCUAUGAAGGAAAAGAUUGCAACCGGCGUGUCGAUCAAGCAGUUGUGUCGUAGCUUUGGCGACAUCUCGAGCAUGAGCGACGGCGAUCAGACGGCGUACGGGAAAGCCAAUCACACGAUGGAGACCGAGGAGAAAGCAAGGUCGCUGGGUGAUCUGCGAUUAUGCGAGAAGGGUUACUCCAAGUUCACCAAAGACGCGCUCGUCUUCACCGGGGUGUCGGUCAAGGCCCUCAGGGCUUCCUACUGUAGUUUGGCAAACUUAACGAGCGAGGGUAAGGACACGGAUCGGCCGAGGUUCGAGAAGUCGAGCUUCAAUAAAUUCGACGCUCUGAGCAAGAAGACGGUCCUCCACGUGCGCUCGAUCGACGCGGGCAAAGUUCAACAGCAGCUGAACGCCCAGGUGGCACAGAAUGGCGAUACGAAUCCAAACUGCCGGAGUUGCGGCAAGGUCGUCUUCCAAAUGGAACAGACAAAGGCCGAGGGUCUGGUCUGGCACAAGAAUUGCUUCCGGUGCGUCCAGUGUAGCAAGCAGCUUAACGUCGACAAUUACGAGAGCCACGAGAGCACGCUUUACUGUAAGCCACACUUCAAGGAGCUCUUCCAACCGAAACCGGUUGAAGAGUCCGACCAGCCUGUGCGACCUCGAAAGCCGGAGCUGAUCAUUAGGGAGAACGAGCCGAAAGAGCUGCCGCCCGAUGUGGUCAGAGCCUCCGACAAACCGGACCUGGGUCUCGCAGAACUGUCGAGCCUGAACGUGAAGUCCCGGUUCCAAGUAUUCGAAAAGGCUGGCGCGGAGGCGAACGAGAUCGAAAGGUCGCCGUCGCAGAUCGCGGUGAAGAGGUCACCCAGCAUCCUCAGCAAACUCGCCAAAUUCCAGGCCAAAGGCAUGGAUAUCGGAGUGGCGGACGAGUCGCUGAAUGGAAUCCCUUACGAGGAGUCGAGCGAGAGCGAGGAGGAGGAGGAAAUCGAGGAGUCGGAGGAGGUGGACAGCGAGAUCGUGAAGGCGAAACGCUCGACCCGCGAGCGUCCCAUAAGCUUCACCAAAAUGGACGACAUAAAGAACCGCUGGGAGUCGACCAGCCAGCAGGGGAGACGCGAGGUGCAACGCGAGGCCAGGAAAGAGGAGAUCGCCGGGAUUCGUUCGCGGCUGUUCAUGGGCAAACAGGGUAAAAUGAAGGAAAUGUACCAGCAGGCGGUAGCCGGAAGCGAGCGCGUGACGAAGAUCAAUGCGGCGGAGGAGAUCCAGCACUCAGCCACCCACGCUCGCUCCAUCAAAGAACGAUUCGAAAGGGGCGAGCCCAUCGCCGCCUCCGACGACGAGACGGACGGUAAACCGAAACCGGAGAAGGCAGACGAGGAAGUGAUCGCAGCAGGAAUCAGCAGGAAAUCUAGAUCGCUGUUCUUGGAACUGGACGCCUCUGCGGCGAAGACCGGACGACCCGUGACCCCCGUGAACCCCAAGACGCCAGCGGAGACGCCGCGACGCGCGAGAGACGCAUUCAUGGGACGCCAAGUCUCGGACGAUGUGGUGCGCAGCUCGGACACCACCGAGGAGGUACAAGUCGAGACCUCGGACAUAUCGAACAAAUUCAAAUUCUUCGAGUCGUACAAGGAACCGCAAAAAGAACGGAAGAAGUUCCGUAUUACCCCUCCGCGCGACGGUCAAGUCAAGCAGAUGGAGUCUCCGGAACGUGAAAUCUACCGAGACCCUGACGUGGUCAGGGCCGACGACAGGGUGGACAAGUUCGUGCACAGCGACACCGCCAGGAAGAUGCUCUCGAUCUUCAGGCAAAUGGAGAAAAACGCUACCAAGACGGAGCUGCCAAACGGCCCCAAGCCUCUGAAGCGUUUCACUCCGCCUCCAGAGGACAAAUUCGCGAAACCAACAGCCUCGGACUCCGAGGAGGAGGAGGAAGAGGAAGGCGACGAGUCCGAAGGCGAGGACAGCAACGAGGAAAGGGAUCCCAACUACGUGCGAGCUUCCGAUAAGGUGGAGGACGAGUUCCUGAAGCAGGCGCAGAACGCUGCGCGCGCAAAGACCCUGUGCGCGAAAUUCGAACACUGGGACGAGACGGACGGAAAGACGGCGGCGGGCAACCAGAACAUAGCGGAGAUGGAGAUCGCCCAAAAUACCGGCGACCAGCUCAGCAUAGAGUCGGCGAGCAGUCUCAGAGCUCGCUUCGAGUCCCUCGGCUCGCAACCGACCGAAUCUCCCCGCACACCGAAGGUCAAGGUCAAUCGAUUCGUGGAGAUUCAGGCGAGCUGCACGGACGUGUGCGAGAGCUGCGAAAAGAAAGUGUAUCCCCUCGAAAAGGUCGAGACGAAUAACAAAAUCUUUCACAAACAGUGCUUCCGGUGUCUGCAUUGCAAUUGCGUGCUGAGGAUGGACACGUUCACCUUAAACAACGGUAAACUCUACUGUAUCCCGCACUUCAAGCAGUUGUUCAUCACGAGGGGUAACUACGACGAGGGUUUCGGCGUGGAUCCGCACAAGAACAAGUGGACAACGACCACGAGCAACCCGACGAGUCCGUCGCCGAUCGCGGUCUCGAACGGCGAUCUUUGAUUCGACGCGAGAAUUAGAGUCGCGAUUAGGAGAAAAAGAAAAAAAGAGAAACACGCGUGCGAGCGCGCGCGCCGAGCCGGCAUGUAAAUUCACGACGAGCGAGAACGGAAAUCGGUUCGGGGAACCCCGAGAAACCCACGGAAAAUUAUUUCUAGCUCUCCAAAGACGACCGCCAACCCCCUUAUUCCCGGGCUUCAUUGCGGUGGAUCCAUCGAUCGGACUAAAUUGCGAUCCCAACGGAGUACGCCUCGAUCACCGACUCCCCCCCCCAAAAGAGUCUCGCGACCCAAGGACCUCGUUUUUCGUCCUACACCCUUUGCUGUCCUCUCAUUUUAAGUAUUUUAUUUUUUACCUCUAGACCCUAUUGCCAAUGCCCUAUUAUAAAUUUCGCUUAAAUAUUUGUUAUAAUUAUUAUUAUUACUAUUAUUAUUUUUUACUUGUAUAACUCUUGGUAUUAUUUUAUUAUAUGUGUUGUAUAAUACAGAAUUUCAAUGCGCUUUAUAAAUUCACUGUUAACGGUAAUUAUUAAUCCUGUUCGGACGACACGAGCGUCGAUAAUUAACGUUGGACCCGAUGCUACAAUAUCCCAGGUACACGUUUACUUCUUUUUUAACCAAGCGUUCGUCGGAAUGUCCGGUGUGAAUCUUUUUUGUUGUGUUUCGUAGCGUUCGGCCACUGACUCGGUAAGUAUCGCAGGAUGGCGAGAACCGUCGCAGUCCACGUCCAAUCGUGCUAAAUAAGUAAGCUAAAUAAUUAAGAGCAGCGAGACCUCGAUCGAACGGAUUUCCGUCUAGAGUUUUACGUAAGUUACACGACAUUUUGAUUUCUUUCCUGUAUCAUUCUUGAAUUACAUUCGCGACGAACCUACGUACACGCUGUUUCUUUAUCGUCGUUACCAAACAAAAUGGAUCGUAUUUAAAAAUAUGCAAUCUGUUAUCGCUCGCUUUCGAAUAAAAUAAAUAUUUUUUUUCCAUCGUUAACAAACGAAAUACACAAUUCGUUAUUGCACGGGUUUUCGGUCUCGUGUAAACUCUAUUUUACGGACAUUCGGAUUUAUCUGGCACCUCCUUCCCUCCCCAAUUAGUCCGCUAAAUCGAGAUUCUACUGUAAAUCGGUAUUUCGUGGUUAGUUAUAUUCCUCUCCCGUGAUAUCGCGUCGAAUAUAUCGUCCAUUAUCAGCGAAGUCACGCACACUCCAACAAUCGCUGCGUCCCUCAACGAUUAUUUCGUACUAAAUGUCCGGAACGUCUUGCGUCGAAUAUCCGGCAUGGAAGUAUUCCCUGUUUAAUUAGAAGCGCGGGAAUUAACGUGCCCAUUAACCAUCGUGAU
Molecule: messenger RNA, 8418 nt
Organism: Colletes gigas
Lineage: Eukaryota; Metazoa; Arthropoda; Insecta; Hymenoptera; Colletidae
Product: xin actin-binding repeat-containing protein 2
Exons: 21
Coding region: 2480-7090 (1536 amino acids)
Biological process (GO): actin filament bundle assembly
Cellular component (GO): actin cytoskeleton; plasma membrane
Molecular function (GO): actin filament binding
Source: RefSeq, a predicted model, not a curated record